Molecule: messenger RNA, 1335 nt
Organism: Styela clava
Lineage: Eukaryota; Metazoa; Chordata; Ascidiacea; Stolidobranchia; Styelidae
Source: RefSeq, a predicted model, not a curated record
CGCCGAUGAGCAUGAUGAGUCAAUCCGAACAUUCAUGAUUUGUGCGUCCGAUGAGCUCAGCGAAUGAUAAACAGAUUUACACAGACCAGAAUGUUAAGUUUAGAUAUUAGUAUGAAGAUGAUAGAAGACUGGAAUCUAGCAAGAAUAUCAGUAUGAACGCGUCGUCUACCAUAUUCAACACCACUGAUGGAACGGGGAGCAUUAUCAACAGCACGGGUGGCGUGGACCUAACAGUGAAGUUUGAUUCGCCAAAAUGGGUCAUACCGGUUCUUUCAUGUUUUGGUGUUCUCAUAACUUAUAUAUCCGUAUCCACCUAUUUGUAUAUGUUUAAAUGCGGCAGGAAAUCUCUGACCCGGAAAUCUUCAUCCGAUGUACUUUACCUGAAAGUUAUGGACAUUCUGCUUGCAAUAACAUGUGUCUGUUCCUGUUUAGUGGUGUACGUGGACUUAACAAAAUCCGCUAUAUCCGGACCCAUACAUUACAAAGCUUACUCUGUUUUGGUUCUGCUAAAGUAUUCAAUAUUUUCUAUCGGACAGUCUUGCAUCUACAUACUUUUAUAUUCAAGGCAAAGAGCGUUUUACAAUCUACCUACAAUGAAGACUUACUUUCCAAAAUAUUGCCUCGUCGGGAAUAACUUGUACUUUAUCCUACUUCUAGGAUUGUGUGUGCUUAGUGCCGGUAUUUUCAUCAGCACUCGGACGCCAGAAUAUACCCUCUGUCUUUUCAAAAAAACUUGCCUCGGGAGAACGGAGCAAUACAUCAAGCAUGGUAUUUUCGUUGCAUCCACAUCAUUUGGACAAAUAACUUUGCUGGGUAUGUUGAGCUACCCAAUUCACCUACAUGGAAAAAACUCACAAUUAGAUGAAAAUGCUAAACGAGGAGUUAAGCUUAUUAAAAGAGCUUUAAUUUUGACUCUCAUAUGCAUUGCAUCACAUGUUCUGACAGUCAUACUAGUAGUUGUUGUAUUAUCAUUUGAUGACGAGGUCAUCGGAAAUAUGAUAUAUGACAUCAAUUUGAUUAUCCAAACAUGCUGCGUUAUUUGCAAUUUUUCGAAUCGUUCAGAGCGAAUGUCAAUAGUGCAUGUUUGGAUACAAAACAAACGAAUAAAAAUAGAAGCACAGCAUAAGCUUACAAAAAAGCGUGGGAUGCCAGAAACAGUGACAACAACAUUAACUGUAUGAAUGAUAUGGUACUUUUCUAUGAUUAAGACAUGAUUCCCUUAUUAUAUCGGCUGAUAGGUCAGGAUGCCAAGUAUGAGUACUUACAAGUAUUCGAUUCUUAUCCAAUUCCUAAAUUUUCGAUUCUGAUUCCGAAUCUCGAUACCGAAAAAAUAUA